AUGCUGGACUUGCUAGAUCGAGACCCACGACCUACUUUCGUUACCGAUACGUCGCCAGACAGCUUGAAGACCGAAAAUGGAUGCCUUCUGGAAUACUGGAAUCCGGCCAUGGCCGCCACCGACCCGGGAGGCUUGCUGCAGUUACUCAGCCGAGAAGGUGGUGCAUACGGUACCAACGCGAAGGGCUAUGCUCCAUUCACCCAAUUUCAAAGCUGGUCUUUGAAACAAGAUACGACGAAUGAGCCCUUUCUCUACCAUGGUUUCAAUUGGAUGAAGAUUCACGUGGCUAGCCGAUGGAACGUCAUAAGUGGUGCAGCCGCCACCACGUGUACAGGCAGUGGAGGAUCUGAAAUAAUACCUUUAAGUCGGAAAACAUCCAAAACAAAACCCCCAAAUUUUGAUUGGACUGAUGAGCUUCCUCCACUGCGCUUGUCGCCACACGGGGCAUGGGCACGCAGCAUCGAUUGGGCUUCCACGUCUCUUGGCCCAAUGUCUUCCUGGUCAUCUCAGCUACGAAGCAUUGCUAACCUUGUUAUGCAAGACCCAAGGCCAGCGGUAGUAUUUUACGGACCUGAUCUGAUCAUGAUCUACAACGAAGCAGAGAUAGAGCUCUUGGGCGGUUUCCACCCUUGCAUGGGUGUUAGUGCUCGUGUUGCACUUGCUUCGGUCUGGGGCGAAUAUUUUGAGCCUAUCAUAGAUAAGAACCUGGCUGGAGAGACAGUAGAGAAAACCAAUACUGCCAUACACAUGGUACGCAAUGGUUUUAUGGAAGAGACAUACUUCUCCUUGAAGUUCAUACCUAUUUUUGACUCGGAAGGUAUCACAGUUGGGCAUUACGAGCCCUUGGUAGAGACGACUAAGCAAGUUAUCACGCAAAGACGUUCACGCACACUGUUGGAGUUGAGCGAAGAAAUACCGAGAGCGCGUAACACAGACACAUACUGGGUUCUCGCUACUGAAGUUUUAUCACGCAAUGACAAAGACGUUCCUUUUGCUUUACUAUACUCGGCUGAAGCAGACGGCCAUGGGUCGGAGUCGAGCAGGACACGGUUUUCCGAUACGAACCAGCAACACUGCAAGCUGCGCGGCUCAUUUGGCUUGCCGAAAGGUUCACCUGCAGGUCCCGAUCAUCUCGACUUCCAGCAAGACCAUGGCUUCACGCCGUACUUCCGUCAAGCGCUCACAGCCCGCAAACCGAUAAUCAUUCGGUUCGAUCAAGAUCCUGUGGCUGCAGAUUUAGUAAAAGAUGUUGACUGGCAAGGCUUCGGUGACCCCUGCCGAGUGGCAGCUAUUUGCCCGCUAAAUCCAACCUCUUCAAAGGAUAACAUCCUUGGCUUUAUGGUCAUCGGAAUCAAUCCUCGCCGGCCAUUCGACGAAGACUAUCUUCAGUUCAUCCUCGUCGCAAGUCGACUAUUGUCUACUUGCUUGACUUCAAUUCUACUUCAUGAAGAGGACAUUGGGCGCCGAGAGCGGACUAUUGCCAAUGCUGAAGCAAUGAAGUUCCAACUCAAACAACAAUUGACACUAUCUCAACAGGAGUCUGAGCGGAACUUCUCCAAGUUCAAACGCUUCGCGGAACGUGCCGACAUUGGUAUAUUCCUUAUAGGCAUGGAUGGGGUCUACUCGUACAGAAACGAAGCUUGGUUCGAGAUGCUCGGUCCAGUGGAUCCCGCAGUCGAUCUCAAUGAUGCAUGGAAAAUGCUCAUUGAUGAUGAGUUUGUUGAAAUGGGUCAACAAAAGUUCGAAGCACUCGUCAAGACUAAACAACACCAGUCGUUCGAGUUACGUCUCAAGAAGAGAUGGAAUGCGCCGAGUCAGCAUUUGGAUGAUACAUAUCCCGAGAAAGAGCCAAUGUGGGUCAUCACAUCGAUCUUCCCCGAGCUCAAUGAUGAAGGGGAAGUAAUAGAGAUCAUUGGUUGCUGCACUGACAUCAGUCAGCAGAAAUGGGGCGAGAAGCUACAGGCUACCCAGGCAACAAGAGCUCGGGAGUCUAAGCGCAGUCUGGAGAACUUUAUCGACACGACGUCGCACGAGAUGCGAAAUCCUCUUUCUGCCAUCGUUCAAUGUGCAGAUAGCAUCAUUUCAGCUCACAAAAGCUUCCACAGGUCGACAGACUAUCAGAAAGCCUACCAAAGCAUACUGGAGACCACCUUGGACGCUGCCGAAACCAUUGUUCAGUGCUCGAAGCACAUGAAGACCAUUGUUGACGAUGUGCUUACCAUGUCCAAACUGGACUCAGGGUUGUUUGUAAUGACCCCAGUUGAUGUAAAGUUCGAUUCGAUUGCAAGAGAUGCGGUGAAGAUGUUCGAAGGUGAGGCCAAGUCAGCUGGCGUGGAUCUGCGAUUCCAACUUGAGGAUUCAUGCAAAAAAAUUAAAGUUGAUCAUGUUUCGCUCGACCCGACCAGGGUGUUACAGAUACUCAUUAACCUUAUUACCAACGCCAUCAAGUUCACACGACUGGAAGAGAUACGAGAAAUCUCUGUGAGCCUGGGUGUCUCUCUUCAGCAGCCAACCCACAGUUUUAGCGUGCCGUUCUCACGUAGUUCGGAAGCCUCGGAGGCGGCGACAUUACAAGCGGAUUGGGAAAAGGGCGAGCUAGUCUAUAUCAUCUUUUCCGUGCAGGACACGGGUCGUGGCUUGAGCGACGAAGAACACCAGCUUCUUUUUGCUCGCUUCUCUCAAGCCUCUCCACGUACACAUAUCGACUAUGGUGGUUCCGGUCUCGGUCUCUUCAUCUCACGACGCCUCACUGAAAUGCACGGCGGCGCCAUUGGUUUCGCAUCCAAAGCCGGCAUCGGAAGUACAUUCUCCUUUUACGUGAAGAGCCGCAGGAGCACAAUUCGUCCCCACUUCAACCGUAAGGAAAGCGAUGCUAUCGUCAGUCUGAGUAUACGCGCCCAAGAGACGCUACUUUCCAGCCGAUCUCACAACGAAACGGAUGAAACGCCCGAACCUGCCGUUCUUGCGAACGAUAUACCACACAAGGAUCUCCACGUUCUUAUCGUCGAAGACAACCUUGUGAACCAGCGCGUCCUCGCCAAGCAACUACGGAACACAGGCAUGCAAGUUGCUGUUGCAAACCACGGUGGGGAAGCCCUUGAAUACCUGCGCAUGACGAAGUACUGUAUUUCCGAUGGCUCUGGGAAGCCUUUGGCGCUCAUCCUGAUGGACUGGGAGAUGCCUGUCAUGGAUGGAUUGACAUGCGUCCGAAAUAUCAGAGAGCUACAGAAGGAAGGUGUUGUGAGAGCACACGUGCCUGUUAUCGCGGUAACGGCUAAUGUUAGGAGCGAGCAGGUAGAGGUGGCGCUCAAGGCGGGCAUGGAUGAUGUGAUCAGUAAACCAUUUAGGAUACCAGAACUUUGUGCUUGUAUACAGAAGACGUUAAGGAAUACGGCUAGAGCGUAG
This is a messenger RNA of Alternaria atra, 3405 nucleotides long. RefSeq lists its product as uncharacterized. The record is from RefSeq and is a predicted model, not a curated record. NCBI's taxonomy places the organism in Eukaryota, Fungi, Ascomycota, Dothideomycetes, Pleosporales, Pleosporaceae. Bases 1 to 3405 code for a protein of 1134 amino acids. Gene Ontology annotation, biological process: phosphorelay signal transduction system; phosphorylation. The transcript is spliced from 7 exons. Gene Ontology annotation, molecular function: phosphorelay sensor kinase activity.